Molecule: messenger RNA, 2577 nt
Organism: Acanthisitta chloris (rifleman)
Lineage: Eukaryota; Metazoa; Chordata; Aves; Passeriformes; Acanthisittidae
Gene: PPP4R4
Product: protein phosphatase 4, regulatory subunit 4
Cellular component (GO): cytosol; protein serine/threonine phosphatase complex
Molecular function (GO): protein phosphatase regulator activity
Source: RefSeq, a predicted model, not a curated record
AUGGAUUUCACUCCGAGCAACCUCUUCGGAUACAUAGAAGACCUGCAGGAACUAACUAUUAUAGAGAGGCCGGUGCGCAGGAGCCUGAAGACACCAGAAGAAAUAGAAAGACUGACAGUUGAUGAAGAACUCAGUGAUAUUGAAAGGGCUGUUUAUCUACUCAGUUCUGGUCAGGAUAUCCAAGGAACAAGUGUGGUGGCAAAUCUUCCAGUCCUGAUGCGACAGAAUCCUGCAGAAACACUUCGUCGGGUUUUACCAAAAAUCAGAGAGGUUCUGCAUGUUGCAGGAGUGGAAAUGCAGUUAACAGCUGCUGUUUCAUUUCUGACUGUUCUGCAAGAGGAGUCGGUGUCCAUUCAUACAUACUCCCACUCCUUCCUACACAUCAUUCUGCAGAACCUGGAGCACAGGGAUGCAGGUGUCAGCAAUGCAUGGUUAGAAACUCUUCUUGCUGUAAUAGAAGCUUUACCAAAAGAAACUGUCAGACAUGAGAUCCUGAAUCCACUUGUCUCCAAAGCACAGCUUUCUCAAACACUUCAGUCUCGCUUAGUUACUUGUAAAAUCAUGGGAAAAGUAGCUAACAAAUUUGAAGCUCAUAUUAUUAAAAGGGAGGUUCUUCCAUUGGUAAAAUCACUGUGCCAGGAUGCAGAAUAUGAAGUUAGAACUUGCAUGUGUCGGCAACUGGAACAUAUAGCUCGAGGAAUAGGGACAGAACUCACAAAAACUGUGGUGCUUCCUGAGUUAGUAGAACUGGCAAGAGAUGAGGGCAGCAGUGUACGCCUUGCAGCCUUUGAGACAUUAGUGAAUCUGCUUGAUAUGUUUGAUGCAGAUGAUAGGAGUCAAACUGUGCUGCCAUUGGUGAAAUCAUUCUGUGAAAAAUCCUUCAAAGCAGAUGAAUCUAUCCUAGUUUCUUUAUCUUUCCAUUUAGGGAAACUGUGUAAUGGAUUAUAUGGCAUUUUUACUCCUGAACAGCACUUACGGUUUUUGGAAUUUUAUAAGAAGCUUUCCACACUGGGUUUGCAGCAGGAAAAUGGACACAAUGAUAACCAGCUACAACUUCAAACUCUGGAACAGGAAAAGAAGUAUAUUUCAGUGAGGAAGAACUGUGCUUACAAUUUUCCAGCCAUGAUUGUUUUUGUGGAUCCAAAGAACUUCCAUUUAGAACUAUAUUCUAUAUUUUUCUGCCUUUGUCAUGACCCUGAAGUUCCUGUCAGAUACACUAUGGCCAUAAGCUUCUAUGAAGUUGCUAAGCUUUUAAAUUCUGGUGUGUAUACAAUACAUAAAGAACUGGUUACGCUAUUACAGGAUGAGUCACUGGAGGUGUUGGAUGCUCUGGUAGGUCACCUUCCUGAAAUCCUUGAGCUAAUGACUAAUGGAGGAGAAAACAAUGGAUCAGAAAGCAAGUUACUGUCUAUUCCUGACUUGAUUCCUGCAUUAACAGCAGCAGAACAGAGAGCAGCGACUUCUUUAAAGUGGAGAACUCAUGAGAAGCUACUACAAAAAUAUGCAUGUCUCCCUCAUAUCAUAUCGAGUGAUCAGAUUUAUUACCGUUUUCUUCACAGAAUGUUGACAAUCAUUUUAACAAAUAAUGUCCUGCCAGUCCAAAAAGCAGCUGCUCGAACCCUCUGCGUUUACUUGCGUUACAAUCGCAAACAAGAACAGAGACAUGAGGUUAUCCAGAAACUGAUUGAACAACUGGGCCAAGGAAAAAGUUAUUGGAACAGGCUUCGGUUUUUAGAUACUUGUGAAUUCAUUAUGGAACUGUUUUCAAAAUCAUUCUUCUGUAAAUACUUCUUUCUACCUGUGCUCGAGCUUACACAUGAUCCAGUGGCAAAUGUGAGAAUGAAGCUAUGCUAUUUGUUGCCAAAAGUUAAAUCUACUCUGAAGAUUCCCACUGAUAAACAUUUACUUCAGCAGUUGGAAUUAUGUAUAAGGAAACUUCUGUGUCAAGAGAAAGACAAAGAUGUCCUGACUAUUGUAAAAAGAACAGUGUUAGAACUGGACAGAAUGGAGAUCUCUGUAGAUGCUUUUCAGAAAAGAUUUUACGAAAAUGAUUUAUUGGAUCAAGAAAAAGAGAGACAAGAGCAUCUCCUUUUGGAAAUGGAACAAUUAGAAAAAGAGAAGCAGCAAAAUGAAGGAAGAUCUGCAAAUAUUAAUGAUAAAAUGUUUGAAAAGAAGCGUAGAGACAGUAAAACAUCAUCAGUGUUGGCAAAAAGUAUCAAUCUCUCUGUUCCUGGAAACUCUUCUGGUACAUCAGCAGGCAAAGAAGAAAAAAAAUCCAAGUUGGUUCGAAGCCAGUCUUUCAGUACUCAAGCACUGCAUCCAAAAUACAGCAACAUAGACAAGUGUCCUAAUAAAAGUUCUGCUACAGGAUACAUCAAUCAGUUUUUUUGAAAGAGUUGUAUGUUAUCCUUUAGUGAUGAUUCAUUCCGGGCUCAUUCUACUGGCAGUAGUGGGAAUUCUGUUUUCCCUUCUAGUUCUUCUCGCAACUUAUUUAACUCAACUGACCAAAAGAACAAUGGGAAUAAGGAGAGUCAGUCCCGAAAGAUGAGCAUCAAAAACAGAAAAUCAAACUCCUAG